Messenger RNA from Penaeus indicus, 795 nucleotides. RefSeq lists its product as uncharacterized. The transcript is spliced from 3 exons. Bases 1 to 795 code for a protein of 264 amino acids. Lineage: Eukaryota; Metazoa; Arthropoda; Malacostraca; Decapoda; Penaeidae. The record is from RefSeq and is a predicted model, not a curated record.
AUGACGACCUUCCGACGACGCUGCCGGUCGUGGAGUCGUCGCCGUGGCUUACUGUUCCUCUUGGUCGUGGUGCUAGGGAUGCUCGUGGCUGCGAGAAUAUUGGCUUCCAGUAGAAUGGCCGAAGAGGAACUCGCCCCGUGCGCUGUGCCAGCCGAGCAAAGAAAAAAGUUAUUCCCUCUGUUAUCAUCUGUGUCAAGUCUCCUGACCCGCUUGUCCAUCACGCACUUCCUCUGCUUCGAAUCCCUCUGGGGAGCCGUGCAGGAGUCGGGGCCCCUACCCUGGGAUGCCAACGCCCACCUGUGCGCCCUCAACGAGAAGGUAUCCAAGCACAACGAAGCCGAGUUGCUACGCGCCUUCCGACGCCGAGGCCUCACGCUGGAAUACAGCUCAGCGGAGGGCCAGUACACCAUCAGGAACGCCUCGGAGGUGAGCGACAAGUGGGUUCCGCCGACGGUUCGAGUCGUGCUGUUCGAAGAAGACGACCGCGUCCACAUGCUGCGGCGCGUCGGCUGGCGGAGGCGCGUAUUGCCCCCGGACUGCGACGCCCACCCCGUCCUCCAGUGCUUCCCGCCCAAGCUGGCACUCGACCCGCUUCCCUCAAGGCCGUUCGGGCCACUCUCGCUUCCGGCACCUCGGGAGGACAUCGAUCUCCUCAAGUUCCAUUAUCCGGAGACGUGGUGGCGGCCGCUGCAGCCCAAGUACUAUAUGCAAUCCAGUUUGGAUAUAAUUGUAAGCAUUGUUUGCAAAGUGAUCGAUGUUAGAGCAAUUGCAAGAUAUAACAAUGAAGUGGAUUAA